This is a messenger RNA of Lodderomyces pseudojiufengensis, 945 nucleotides long. RefSeq lists its product as uncharacterized. The record is from RefSeq and is a predicted model, not a curated record. The transcript has a single exon. Gene Ontology annotation, molecular function: hydrolase activity. NCBI's taxonomy places the organism in Eukaryota, Fungi, Ascomycota, Pichiomycetes, Serinales, Debaryomycetaceae. Bases 1 to 945 code for a protein of 314 amino acids.
AUGUCUCUCGAUCAAUUCGAUAUAAAGUUACAUAGUGAUGAUGGUAAAGAGUUCACAACACUAAGUAAUCAACCAUUAGAUUCAAUUAGAAAUCAAAAUUUCGAUAGAUUAAUAUUAUUAUUACAUGGGUUUCCAGAUAUAAACACAACUUUCAAUAAAGUAUGGCCAAUUAUUCUCAACAAUUAUAAUUCCAAGAAUGAAAAAAUUCUACUAGUUGCUCCCAAACUUAGAGGAUAUGAGACAUCAAGUUUAAGUAAUGAGCAAGAUUAUAUGAUGCCAAAUUUAGCAAAAGAUGUACAAUCUUGGAUAUUAGAAUUAGUACCAGAUCAAAAUAAACCAGUACAUUUAAUAGGUCAUGAUUGGGGUGCAUUAAUUGCUUUCAAAACUGCAAAUCUUUAUCCUGAUCUUAUAACAUCCAUGUGUUGUUUAGCUAUACCAUAUUUAACAAAUUUAAGACUAUACGAGUUAUUAUGGAAUGUACCUGAACAAGUAUAUUUAAGUUCAUACUUUUUAACAAUGCAAUUUUCAUGGUUAUAUAAAGAUAAAUUAACAAAUGAUUCAAAUACUUAUCUUCAAGACAUUUGGAAAUAUUGGUCACCAGAUUACAGUCCCACGUCAAAGGAAUUAGAAGAAAUAAAAAAUUCCUACAAAAUUCCUGGGGUAAGCGAUGCAAUAACUGCAUAUUAUAGACACCUUUUCAGACCAUUAUCAUUAAUCAAAUCAAGAUGGCCAGUUGAUUUUCAAAAAGUACCAACUUUGAUAAUGUUAGGAGAAAAUGAUGGAUGUAUGUCAUAUAAAUUAGCAGUUUUAGAACAAAAAAAAUUGAAGAAAGAUUAUCCAAAAGCUCAAGUUAAAAUUAUACCGGAUUGUGGUCAUUUCUUACAACGUGAACAACCGCAGAUUGUUAGUGAUAUAAUAAUUGAUUUUUUAGAAACUUUUAAUUGA